AUGGCGGACGCGACGCCAGCCGCCGCGGCCCCCGGCCCGCCCGCGGACGCGGAUUCCGACGCAGGCCAGAUGCGCGCCUUCAACGAGCUCCCAGGCCUGGCGCUGCAUGCAAUCGCCACAGCCCUCUACCCCGACGCCCGUGCCGCGCUACGCCUGUCCGCGGCAUGCCGCGCGCUGCGCGCCAUCGAUUGCGACGGGCUGUGGGCGGAAUGGGUCGGGCGGCGUUUCGGGACGGAGGCGCUGCCCGCGGCGCCGCCGGCAGGCCCCGUGCGCGCCGCAGACGUCCCCGGCUUUGUGUUCGUGCAGGGCAUGGAGCCGCCCGCGCCGCCGGUCACGGCGUUCACGACAGGCGGCCGCAUCCUCCAAGGCCUGCCCCCGGAGCGCGAGUGGCGGCGCGCGUCCCUGGACCCGCGGGAAGGCGUCUACGUGGCGCAGGCGGCGGCGCGCACGCUAUCGCUGAGCGACCAGCCGGCGCCGCAGGCGCACGACACGUGGCCGCCGGCGCCUGACGAGCGCGACUGGGUGUACGUCCCCGGCGUCGCGUUUGGCCCAGCCCUGUCGCCGAUGCACGAGUUCUUGCAAGAAGUGGAUUCGAUCCCGGCGCUGCUCGCGCGCGCCGCCGAGCUGCCAGACUGCGCCGCCGUCACGACCGACGGCAAGGCGCUGCGCGCGGGCUCAUUGCCACCGCGGUGGGCGUGGCGGCGGCGGGGCGAGUGGGGCCGCGGGGUGUUCUUGCGGCCGGAGGCGGCGCAGGAGCUGGCCGAGGAGGGCGCGGCGGCGCAGGAGCAGGAGGGCGGCUGCAACGGCGGCGCCGUCAAGCAGAUCUAUCUGCGCCGCUCUGCGCUAGCCGUGGACGCUGUAGAUAUGGACGCGGUGUGGCUCGACAAUCAACACCUGUCGCUUGCCAACACCGUGCCGCGGCCGGUGCCCCGGCCGGGGCCGUCCGCGGGGCCGCUGGCGCUCGAGCCUUCGCUCGUGCUCGACAGCGUGUGCUGGCUGGAGGUGGCGGGAGAAAUCACCGGCGUGCUGCCGGGCACCUACCAGGUCGCGUGGUGCGUGGACGUCGCGCACUGCAAGGUUGAACUCAUGUCCAGGCAGCCCCUCAGGCUCUGGGCCGGCGUCUUCCCGGCGGGGGCGGGCGCCGCUUCGGCGGAGGCCGAGGCCACCUGCGGGAAUCGCGAGCUGCGCAACUGCCUCGGCCAGCUCGGCAUGGGGGGGCCCAGUGACGAUUUCCCGCGCUUGGGCCACUACUGGGCCUGGAUGCUCGGACCAAAGGUCGUCGUGCCGGCAAGUGGGGACGGCGGCGGCGCGCCCUCGCGCGUGCGCGUGAGGUUCUACUCCCACACAGACCGUUGGAAGAGCGCCAUCAAGUGGGCGUUCGCCCAGCUGCUGCCGGUCGCGGACGGCGCCGAGCGCGCGCGGCUGCCGCGGCUGCCGGGGGCGGACGGCGCGGGCGGCGGGGAUGGCGGGGACGGCUGGGACGGCUGGGAUGGUGGCGCGAGCGGCAGCAGCGGCGGCUGGGGAAGCCGUGGCCACGCCGGCCUGCCCCGGGGGGCUGUGGCCGUGGCCGUGGAUCCGCCGGAACAUCCGGCAUGGUGCAACCAGCAGUGA
This is a messenger RNA of Monoraphidium neglectum, 1611 nucleotides long. RefSeq lists its product as hypothetical. NCBI's taxonomy places the organism in Eukaryota, Viridiplantae, Chlorophyta, Chlorophyceae, Sphaeropleales, Selenastraceae. Bases 1 to 1611 code for a protein of 536 amino acids. The record is from RefSeq and is a predicted model, not a curated record. The transcript is spliced from 7 exons.